Meleagris gallopavo (turkey) is the source of this 3469-nucleotide messenger RNA. The record is from RefSeq and is a predicted model, not a curated record. NCBI's taxonomy places the organism in Eukaryota, Metazoa, Chordata, Aves, Galliformes, Phasianidae.
UAUUGUGCGUAUGUUUUAAAUCACAUUGUAAUUUGCUUUACAUUGCAGUAGGCUUUUAUUCUUUGGAAUUACUUUAAAUGAACUUUUCAGGGAUUUCUGAAUUCUUAAAAAUGAGGGACAUUGUCUCCUUGGGAGGAGGCAGAGCUUUUAGAAACACUGAAUAAAUUAGUUCUGGUGGCAUGUAGAAAGAAUAAACAACUUGUUAUAGUAUAAAAUACCACGAAUUAUAGUUGGUGAAAAUGUAUUGUAUACCAAAAAGUUGUUACAUGCCUUCUUAAGCUGUUGUUUUGACGUUUGUUCCUUACAUUGCUUUCCCAUUUAUAUAAGGGGAUAUAGAAAAUUCUGCAGAAGUAUUUUCAUGCUGUUAUUCUUACUGUUGUGGUCUGGAGUACUUCUACUGUCUUAAAUGCUGCAAUUUAGGAUGUGAUCAAUUGAAGAGUUAGUUCAGCGAUGAUUAAAAAGACCUAUCAGUUUUUUGUUUUUUGUUUUUUUUUUAAAGUGAACCUAGAAGAAACACUUUUUUUUUUUUUCGGAGAGGGGGGAAGGACUUUUCUAUUACCAAAAUAAAUAAAUAAAUAAAAAAUACAGAGAGUAUUAUCAAGAAACAACUUCUAAUUGUGUUCCAUGUUCAUUGGAUGGAAGACAAAGGAAGUAACUUCGUAGUAAAGAAGGGUUCACCUGAGCACAAGGAAAGCUUGGGACCUGUGGUAUCUCUGUUAAGAAAACUUACAGCUUCUACAGCCUGCCACUUUAGUGCACAAUUGAUGAUUUCACUUGAAAUACUCACGUGAAGAAAUUAACAGUAGGCAAGGUAUAACUGCUUUUUAACAAUGUUAAGAAUUCAGCAUUGUGUAACAGCUAACAGGAUACCCAAGAAAAAGCCAUAUAUUUGUGACAUUUGCUAUAAGCAGUUUGAAACUCCAUCAAAAUUGGCAAGACAUUAUCUGAUACAUACUGGUCAAAAGCCAUUUGAAUGUCAUGUGUGCUAUAAAACAUUUAGGCAGUUAGUCCAUCUGGAGAGGCAUCAGUUGACCCAUAAUCUGCCUUUUAAGUGUAAUUUUUGUCAUAGAAACUUCAAAAAUGUAAUUACUUUGUUGAAGCAUCAGCAGCUUCAUAAUGAAAACUAUCAGAAUUGUAUCAAGCAAGAAGAAAAAUCUGUGAGUUCUGAGCAGGAUGGGGUCACUUUUGGCAUAUUUCGAUGUUCUGUGUGUUGGAAGUCUUUCACAACUGGAGAGAAGUGGAUGCUGCAUCAGUGUCAGAAGGCAGAUUGUCUACAUGGUACCAGACGGAGAAAGAAAACUCACCCUUGUGAACUGUGUAACAAGACAUUUCCAUCGAGAUCUAAGCUAGAACGACACUUCCUUAUUCACACUGGCCAGAAACCUUUUAAGUGUUCUUCAUGUGGCAAAUCUUUCAGACAGUCAACACAUUUGAAAAUCCAUCAGCUCAUGCAUACUGAAGAAAGGCCUUUUCAGUGCUGCUUUUGUCAGAAGGGAUUUAAAAUACAGAGCAAACUCAUGAAGCACAAACAACUCCAUGCCAGAAAUAAGGCUGUCUCCAAUAUCGUAUACAAAGGAAAAACUAAACAUCUCAGACUACAGAAACUGUCAGAAGGAAAGAUGGAUAGUUUUGAGAGUGCUGACACAUUCAAAUUGCAGGAGAAUGACCCACAUGAUGUUUAUUUGGUUUAUGUCGUACCAUUUCAGUGUCCAGUGUGUGAGCAGUGUUUUGAAACAGAGGAAGUCCUAAAUUUGCAUAAAUGUUAUCUAAGAGAUGAGAAAAGCUCAAGUUGCACAACAGCAUGCAGUCGCACAGUCAGCAUGAAAAGCAAGAUCCUGAUGAAGCUGAAGCGCACUGGAGGAAAGCUAUCAGAUUUUUCUUUGACUGGCAGAGAAAAAAUGAAAUCAGGUCACUUUAGGAAUCCUGACCUGGUUGCAGUUAGAGAGCAGCAAUCUGAUAAAAACGUUUCCACUAAAUCUUUCAGGGACUGCUGUAGCAAGCUUGACCUGUGCAAGGCCGUCAAUUGGAUGAAAAGACGGUUUGCUGUGCCAUUACAAUGGCAAGAGCACCUAGAACCUCUCGAGGUAGGAAUUAAUUUGGAAGGUGUGCUUACUGGCGAAAGCAUGUUAAGCAUCAGUGAUGGAGUGCGUAAUAGGGAUGAUGCUUUUUAUGGUUCGUCAGAUGAUGGCUUCCUUGAUAAUUCAGAAAUACUUCACUAUGCUUUUUCAGCUCCUAAAAAUAUACGUAACAGACACAAAGUGUGUAAAUGUGACAGAUGUGAAAAAAUAUUUCCGUCCUCAUCCAAGCUUCAAAGACAUUACCUUAUACACACAGGACAGAAACCCUUUGGCUGUAAUGUUUGUGGAAAGACAUUUAGACAGUCAGCUCACUUAAAAAGACAUCAGCUCACCCAUACUGAAAACAACUAUAAAAGCUCUGUUUGCCAUGUAGAAUUUGAAAAUCUGAAAAAAUUCUUCAAUCAUCAGGAAGAUCACAUUGAAUUUGAGUCCUCUCAGCCUGUGAGUUAUUCAGAUUAUUCUCAAGCACCUUCACAGGCACCUGGCUUUCAAGAAUUUGAGCUGACUCAGUCUAAUCAAGCAGCUGAAAUCAAAGUUGAAAUUGAGUCAGAGGCCUUUGUUCUUGACAAUGGGAGUAGAAACACAGAGCCUUAUUUGUGUAGUAAAUUGAUGGAAACGGAGCAAAGCUGUUAUAGUUACUGGCAUGAUUUUUCCGAAAGUGUUGAAAGAAGAAAACUAUACCAGUGCAGUCUCUGCUUUAAGACAUUUAAAUCAUUUUCUAAGCUUGAAAGACAUUACUUCAUGCAUGCUGGACAGAAGCCAUUUGAAUGUUCAUUUUGUGGUAAAAGUUUCCGACAGUCUCCACAUUUGAAAAGACAUCACCUUACUCACUUUAAAGAGAGGUUAAAGUUGAGUUCCAGUCAGCAACAAUCAGAAACAUUGUUUUCACUCAACCUGGAUACUGUCCCCUGAAGUUAUGUAUUAAUAUUUUUGAUUGCAUGAUUAUUAAAGUGAUUAUGCUAAACUGGAUAACUAACUGAACAGGAUUAUCUUUUUAUGUUGUGAAGAUGACCUAAUGACUUUAUUUGCUCUUUUCAGAACUGCCCACUUGAUUAUAAUAUCUGGUAAAUUUGGGAAGAUGGUAAAAACAAAACAAAGCAAUAAGCAAGCCACUUCAUAUUUGUUUUCUUAAAAUGUAUUUUUAAAUACACGUUCUUACUGUAUUAAUGGUGUCACGGCAAUUCGCAGUGCUCUUGUAGCUGUUCAAUAAGAAUGAUCAAAAAGUAAAGAUAAAAAGGCAACUUCUGGAAUAUAGGAAAAAUAGUCCCGCCACUUUCUCCUGGCUCUCUCUACAUUGCAAGCAUUAAAAUGUGUACAUUUGCUGUAUUUAGUCCAUGCUUUUUUCAAAAAGAGUAAAAGUUAAUUUUGGAUGAAAAAGAUGCAGAAAAAAA